Molecule: messenger RNA, 1173 nt
Organism: Telopea speciosissima
Lineage: Eukaryota; Viridiplantae; Streptophyta; Magnoliopsida; Proteales; Proteaceae
Product: transcription factor IIIB 90 kDa subunit-like
Exons: 8
Coding region: 270-998 (242 amino acids)
Source: RefSeq, a predicted model, not a curated record
CAUUGGGUUUCCGUCCUGUAAUCCAUAUUUACCUUCAAAUUACCCUUCGGCGUUCACUUUGAUCAUCACUGAAAACACUGGAUUCAGGAGGCACUGCUGCAUCCGACCCACAAAAUGCAUCAGAAUCUAGCCCUAAGGGCUCUGUUCACAGAGUCAUCUAGUUAAAUAGCCAUCACCACAAUACCCUGAUCCAGGUGUAUGAGGAGAAGUUUGAGAAAGGAGAGGAACCUAUAAGAGAAGAAAAUCCAGAUGUGAUCGAAAAUGACAGGAUGGAUUCUGGGGCUGCUGCUGAACAUCACUUUCUUGAUCAGUAUGGUUCUUGUCAAUCACAUGGAAAUGAGAACAUGGAUAAUGUAGUUGGUGAUGAAUCUGAAAGCUUUUCUGAUAUUGACGAUGUUGAGGUUGAUGGUUACCUUCACAAUAAGGAGGAGAAAAAUUAUAAAAGGAUCAUCUGGGAAGAAAUGAACAGGGAGUAUCUUGAGGAACAAGCAGUCAAGGAAGCAGCAGCUGCUGCUGCUAAGGAAGCACAGGAGGCAAAUUUACAGAAUUGUUCGGGAGACUUGCUCAAUGCGCGGGAACUUGCUGCUGCGACUACUGCAGCUGUGGAAAAAUCAAGAAAGGAAAGGAAACAAAAACGCGCUGCAAAUGCCAAGAAUGGAACUCCAGCUCAAACUGCUGCUGAAGCCACCUGUGAAAUGCUAACUAAGAAGAGGCUAAGUUCAAAAAUCAACUAUGACGUGCUGGAGAAGUUGUUUGGUGAUUCUACGACUCCAGAGAUCCCCAAGAAUAAAUGCUUUGGAUCUGAUCCAGACAGUGAUGCUUAUGGGCAAGAAAUUGGCAGAAAAUCAGGUGAGAAAGAACUUGAAUUGGAUGUGGUGGGCAACAAUGAUGUUUCCUGGGAGGAUGAUUAUGAAGAUGGGGCUUAUGAUGAUAAUUAUUAUGGAAAUGAGGAGGAUGGGUAUGGUAAUGAUGAUGAUUACGGAUAUGAUGAUAAUUGAUGUGGAACCCAACUCCUUUUAUGUGUAUAUCUUCUAGUAAAACAGUUUAUUUCAGCUUGCACCCAGGUUUUACUCUACCAGCUGUGAUGGAGGUACCAUACAAGUUGUACCUUAUGACCAUCAUGUUCCAUUGUUCGGUGGCCAGGCCAAUAAUUCAAGUCCUGAAAUUCGGAUG